Centropristis striata (black sea bass) is the source of this 4458-nucleotide messenger RNA. Its product is annotated as wings apart-like protein homolog. The transcript is spliced from 20 exons. Gene Ontology annotation, biological process: regulation of chromosome condensation. The coding region runs from base 372 to 4136 and encodes 1254 amino acids. Lineage: Eukaryota; Metazoa; Chordata; Actinopteri; Perciformes; Serranidae. The record is from RefSeq and is a predicted model, not a curated record.
GCUUUUAUUCUGAAGGAGGGAUGACCGAACAUCCGGCCCCCGCUCUUGCUAGUUCCGGUGAACUUGACGCAGCUUGACUGAGUCCAAUGGAAGCCGGAGGAAACAAUCGAGUGUGAUUAAGCUUAAAAAUAGAAGCCAAAAUAACCACAUGAGCUUAUGAACUAUAUAUUUCCUCAUCAUUCUGUGUCUGCGAGUCCAAUCGUUGCGUUUCGGAGCCGCUGAUCGGCCGUUAAGGGCGUGUGUUGGGCCUUGUUUAUAGUGAGCAGGGCAGCAGGCAGCAGCAGGCCGCUGGUCCUGGUCCUGGUGGUCCCGGUUCGGUCUGGAGUCUUAGCGCGGAUCAGCUCACCAAAGAAUAUGACCCAGAUGCAACAAUGACAUCCAGAUUUGGUAAAACCUACAGCCGCAAGGGAGGAGAGGGCACGUCCAAGUUUGACGAGGUUCUGUCCACCAAGAGGGGCACACUCAGUACCAAAUGGGGUGACACCAAAUACAAAGCCAAGGUGGGCUCUAAGCGCGCCGGCGCGCCCAAGAACGACUCAGUCCUGGAGGUUUAUAAGAGGCCCCGCCCCUGCGGAGACGGCUUGGAGGACCCGUUUGGCUUCGACAGCGACGAGGAGUCCAAGCCGGUGUCGUCGUCUCGCAGCAGCAGCAAGUCGUCGCCUGCUAAACCUUCCUCGGCGGAGCCGCCACGGGCAGAGAGGCCCAGGGUUACUCUGGACGCGGGGAGCAGGUCCGGCCUCCAGGGGGCGCCCCACGCUCUGGCGUCCGCUCGAGGAGCGUCGUGGUUGCCCAGCGACAGGAGCCAGCCCCGCCUGGUGGAGGACACGGCUCGGUUCUUCAACAGCAGCGCUAGCAUCGGAAAAUCUCAGCAGAGUUCCUCGUUGUCAGAGAACCAACACGGCUACAACUCAUGGUACCAAAACGCUUCAGAGAGCGACAAGAAGCCCCUGGCCCAGACCACCACCCUGAAGACCGGCUCCAAGGCCGAGCCCACCUUCGACUCAUGGGACGCCAUCAUGGGCCUCCGCCUGCCCUCGCCCAGCCAGGAGCCCCGCCCCCCCGCCCCCACCUUCUCUUGGACUCCUGCAGGCGUUACUAUGGGCAGCUCUGAGCUGCUGCAGACCCGCCACCAGAAGCCCCCCUCUCCUCCUCGGCUCCAGAGCCUGAGUGAGAGCGAGGACCUCGUGGGCGACUCGGACUUCCUGGUGGAGACGUCUGACUACUCUCAGACCUCCUCCUCCUCCUCCUCCUCCUCCUCUUCGCUUGUAAGAAACUCAAACUGUCGGACGUACAGGAGGCCGAACAAACACGGCUCAGGCAAAGCCUCGGACUCCAGCAGCUUCUCCACCACUGUUUUUGGUACGGAUGUUCCCAAAUCCACAUCUGAGGGCAGUAAUAAGACGACAGGUGGUGGCGGUGGUGGUGGCGGCGGACGAGGGCGGGGCAGGACGAGGGACUUCACCGUGCUGCACCCGUCCUCUGUGUCCAUGUGUAACGUCACCAUCCAGGAGCGAGGCGUGGAGGAGUUUAAGGAGUUCAGUAGUGACGCGGCGCCCUCUAGUGGCAGCAGUAGCGCCGGCUCCGGCAGCACGACGGAGCUGGGAGAGGCGGGGUGGCAACGGAAGAAGGCGGAGCAACAAAACACAAGGUUCAGACAAACCCAAACCAAGUCAAAGAAGGACAGUAAGCUGGAACUGUUUGGCUUCGAAGACGCAGACGCCCAUCAGGAGGAGAACAGCGCAGACAACACAGACGGGCGCUCCAGCUACAAGAUUCAAUACUUCGGCUUCGACGACAUGAGCGACAGCGAUGGAGCGGACGAUGACGACGACGGCUCUAAAGAGAGGAGAAGGGCCAAGAAGGCUGCAGCUGCCAAGAGGACGCCAGUCCUUCCUGAGGAAGAAUCUCCGACUGACGAGCCACCGGAUCCGUUUGAGAGUCGGGAGAGGAUGGAGCGGUUGGAGAGGAUGGAGAGGUUUGAGAGUAUGAAGAAACCCGUAGCUAAGGAGAACAAGAAGAACUCUGAGAGGCAGGAAAGCAGGAUACGAGCAGAUGUCCUGGAUUUCUCAGACGAGGGCCUCAGAGUGGUGGCCGGGGCCCCCAGGAGGCCCCCUCAGGGCAAACCCACUGACAAGAACCCAGACACCUUCAGGAGGAUCUUCAGCGCACAGAAAAAGUCUCCCACCAAAGCUGUGUACAACGCCCGACACUGGACGUUGGACAGUGAAGAAGAGCCUCCUCCAGCCUUCUUCUCACGGUCACAGGCAGCUCCUGCACCGGUCUCAGCGGGAGGAUCCAGUAAGGAGCCCUCUGAUGCUCAGAAGGAUGAUGGAGUUUUCAAGACUCCUCCUCCUCCCCCGAAGGUCACAAAGUGCGUCACCCUCCCCACGGAUCUGUACCAGGACGCUGUCACUGCACUCAAAUGCCGCAAAGAGCACAAAGAGCUGUAUACAGUGGUCCAGCAUGUGAAGCACUUCAACGAUGUGGUGGAGUUUGGAGAGAACCAGGAGUUCACUGAUGACUUUGAGUAUCUGGCGACUGGUCUGAAGACGGGACAACCUCUCAACACACGCUGCCUUAGUGUGAUCAGCCUGGCUACACGCUGUGCGAUGCCCAGCUUCAGGAUGCACCUCCGGGCCAGAGGGAAGGUGGCGCAGGUCUUCAAAACACUCAAUGACGCCCCACAACACCCGAACCUGGCUCUGUGUACGGCGUCUCUGAUGUACAUCCUGAGCAGAGACCGGUUGAACAUGGACCUGGACCGCUCCUGUCUGGACCUGAUGAUCCGGCUGCUGGAGAUGGACCACGACCAAGAAGGGGGCGGAGCCCCAGCAGAGCCGGACCCCACCACCCAGUUCAGCGCCAGAGAGAUCGCCAAGAUGAAGGAGAAGAUCAGGAAGCUGUGCGACACUGUGCACAACAAGCACCUGGACCUACAGAACAUCACGACGGGUCAUUUAGCCAUGGAGACGUUACUGUCUCUGACUUCAAAGCGAGCAGGAGACUGGUUCAAAGAGGAGCUGCGGCUACUGGGAGGACUGGACCACAUCGUAGAUAAAGUGAAGGAGUGUGUUAAUAACUUAAACCAGGAGGAGGAGAAGGAGAAGAUGAUGUCAUCUCUGUGGGGAGCUGAGAGAUGUUUACGGGUGUUGGAGAGUGUGACGGUUCACAACCCGGAGAACCAGAGCUACCUGAUCGCCUACAAGGACUCCUCACUCAUCAUCUCCUCUGCAAAGGCUCUGAGGAGGUGUGAGGAGAUGAUCCAGCGUUACAGCAGAGAGCUGAACGCAGACGGAGCCGUGGGGAAAGCAGUGGAGGACUGUAUGAGAGCCAUCAUAGGAGUCCUGCUCAACCUGACACACGACAACGAGUGGGGCAGUACGAAGACUGGAGAACAGGAGGAUUUAAUCAUGACGGCUCUCAACUGUGUUCUCAAAGUACCUCAGUAUCUUCCACAAGAGCAGAGGUUCGACAUCCGAGUGCUGGGUCUGGGUCUGCUCAUCAACCUGGUGGAGUACAGUGCCAAGAACAAGUACAGCCUGAUGGAGAUGGAGAUGGAGGGAGGUCAGGGUCCCUGCGACUCCACCGUCCUGCUAAACCCUCCUCACCUGGACUUCAUCAGCAGCGGCCCGCUCAGCGCCAUCGCUGCACUCGUCCAGCUGUUCCUCCAGCGGGAGCGGGCGGCCAUCUUGGCUGAGGCGCAGACUGAUGACCUCAUCAAGGAGCCAGCGAAGCCGGCGGACCAGAGCGGCCAGUGGCAGGAGACGGGCGGGGAGAUCCAGUGGGUCGCCAACGACAACACCAACACCACCGCCACGGACAAACAGGAAGAAGAGAAGAAGAAGGAGAAAGACGAGGAGGACGAGGAGCUGGACCUCAACAAAGCUCUGCAACAUGCAGGGAAGCACAUGGAGGACAGCAUCGUAGCCUCCUACACAGCACUGCUGCUGGGCUGCCUGUGUCAGGGGAGCCCUUUGAAUGUGACUACUGUGAGAGAAAACCUUCCAAAAGGAGAUUUCUCCAUCAUGACAGAAAUGCUGAAAAAGUUCCUCAACUUCAUGAACCUCACUUGUGACGUCGGCACCGCGGGUCAGAAGUCCAUCUCCCGGAUCAUUGACUAUCUGGAGCACUGCUAGAGAGAAGCCUGUCACACAAACAUUAACCUUCAUCUUCAUCAUCAUCAUCACCAUCUCACAUCUCACUCUUUCACCCAACACAUCUUCAUCACCAUCAUCACCAUCCUCAUCCUCCCUGACAGUGUUGUGACCAGACCCUCCUCAUCCUCCCAAUUAAGGAACUUAGGUUUAAAACUCCAACACGAUCCAUUAAAGUGACUGUUGGGGGACUUUUUUCCCUCUAAAUGUACUGUGACCACGUGUUAUUUCGCUCUAAAUUGAGCUCAGUAUUUUGUUUUUUCUAUUCAUAAAAGUUAUUCAGAACGAUAUUUUUCGGACCGUU